AGCUCAAUACCAUCAACAAUCCCUUCCUUCACGUCCCCAUCCAACUCUCUCUAAUAUGGCCUCUGGUUCAGGCCAAUCCUUCUUUGGACCUCAUCUCGUCCGAGACCUGAAAAUCCUCUCAUGCCUGCUUGUUCCCGUGUUCCUGGAGACCCUUGAUUACACUCUUAUAUCCGAAGGGCAAACACAUAUUGCCUCGGCCUUCAAUGCGUUGAACUUGCAAAGCUGGAUAGGAACGUCAUAUCUCAUCACCAACUGCACGUUCUUGCCUCUAUAUGCGGCUACCGCUGUCAUGUUUGGGCGCUUUGCCGCCAUGCAAGUCGCACUUUGGUCUUUCCUCCUCGGCAGCAUAAUCUCUACCGUAGGGGAAAGUAUGGUGGUGGUUGCCGUAGGUCGAGGCAUUCAGGGCGUCGGAGGAGCGGGAUUCUUGAUGGUCGUUCAAAUCAUCCUCGCGGACAGCGGCCUCAACACAAGCCAGCCACAUGUCUUGGUUAUGUAUGCUAUAGCAUUCGUUGUUGGACCGGUGAUUUCCGGACCUCUCGUUGAAGAUAACUUUAGGUGGUUCUUCGGUAUCAAUCUCAUCUGCUUGGCCGUCGGUAUCCCUCUUUCGUUCGUUUUCCUACGCAAAAUGGCAAAGAAAGGCGACCCCAUCCCCCGUCUUCCUACGUCGACUCAAGAGAACUACUCCAUCUUCGAGAAGCUCGUUCUCGUAGAUUGGCUUGGGAUUGCCCUUAUGUUCCUGUCGUCACUCUGCAUUGUUCUCGCGCUCAGCUACGGACCCUUUGACGCAUGGAAGUCGGGGCGGUUCAUCGCUAGCCUCGUGCUGGGGAUCAUUCUUUUCUUUGCUACCAUUGCAUGGGAGUGGGUUCUUCUCCGUGCUCGACAGGACCCGACCAGGACGUCGACCCUCGCCGUCAUGUUCCGCGCUCUGCCGCUCGAAGCGUUCAAGCAUCCCAACGUUAUCGCGAUUCAGUUUGGCAACCUCUUGUCCGGCAUGUCUAUGUACCAGUCCUUCUACUUCGUCGUCAUCUUCGGUGCGCUGGGCCAGGGACGCUCGAUCAACAGCGUCAGUAUCCAAAUCCUGUUCUACGUUCCGGGCAUGUUCGUCGGAUCUAUCAUCACGAGACGGCUCAUGUCACUCACGCAUCAGCCUAAAUAUCCAGCCAUGAUUGGCUUGGUUGCGAUUGUCAUUGGCUCCAUCAUUGGCGGAAUCGGUGCUCAGAAGGACAGCAAUGCCUACAUCGAUGCCUCUCUCGCCCUCUUCGGUCUCGGAGGUCAGCUGACCAUCGGCCCGUUGAUUGCACUCAGCAGAGCCGUCGAGGGUGACCUGCGCCCACGAGUCCUAGGCUUGCUUCCAUUCUUCCGCUCCCUCGGCGGUCUCAUCGCCCUUGCGCAGUCGUUUGCGAUCAUGAACGCCAAAGUGCGCUCCUACCUCGCGCACGCGGCCACAGACAGCAGCGCGUACUCGGCCUUCGACCGCAUCUUCUUCCACAACCUCUCGACGAACGACGGCGUGCACUCGCUCGAACAGAUAUCGCAGCUGCCGUCGACGGUGCAGGGCGUGGUUGAGCAGGCGUAUAGGUUUGGGGUGCAUUGGACGUUCUUUGCGCUUAUUCCGUGGGCGGGGCUUGCGUUGGUGCUUUCGCCGCUGAUGCAGAAGGUGCCGUAUCCGCCGCCUGAGAGCGCUGUGGAGGGCCAGCAGGCCCACGGCGAGAAGCCAGAGGUGGCUACGAGUGAGGGUACGCCUGGGUCUUCAGUCUCGCAGAGUGCGAAUGAGCAGUUUGCUCCGCCUGCUCGGUGAGAUUGGGGGUGUUUAAGAGACGACCAUUGAUGAUAUAGACAUGGACGAUCAAGUUGUCGACCUUUGCAUGCUGUUUUUGUUUGAUGGGAGGGUGAUCAUUGGACGUUUUUGCAUAGGAUACCACGAGCUUGUCGUACUACUUUACCUUACUCUUCUUGCUAAUGCUUGCUUGUUUACACCGCC
Messenger RNA from Coniophora puteana RWD-64-598 SS2, 1981 nucleotides. RefSeq names its product MFS general substrate transporter. NCBI's taxonomy places the organism in Eukaryota, Fungi, Basidiomycota, Agaricomycetes, Boletales, Coniophoraceae. The record is from RefSeq and is a predicted model, not a curated record. Gene Ontology annotation, biological process: transmembrane transport; basic amino acid transport. Bases 56 to 1798 code for a protein of 580 amino acids. The transcript is spliced from 10 exons. Gene Ontology annotation, cellular component: fungal-type vacuole membrane. Gene Ontology annotation, molecular function: basic amino acid transmembrane transporter activity.